Soboliphyme baturini is the source of this 516-nucleotide messenger RNA. The record is from the annotation of a GenBank genome assembly. NCBI's taxonomy places the organism in Eukaryota, Metazoa, Nematoda, Enoplea, Dioctophymatida, Soboliphymatidae.
UUGAUUAUACAUUUUACUUUCAGAAGGCGCAGCUCGGUUACUGUUGCGAAAUCCAGUUUUCAAGCGAUCCUUGAAGAACGACUAAAGAAACUUCAUGGUAUCUGGAAUGAGGUCGGUCUGGACCAGGAGCAGCGUCGAAAUAGAAUGAGCACGGCCAUCGCUUAUCUCGAAAAGCUUCUGGACCAGAUGCUAACGGAGGAAGGCGAGAUGUUGGAAACGCUGAAGCCUAACGACGAUAAACCUUUGAUCAGCCUUAUGUACGACUUGCAGACGCAGUUGCAGUCGUUGCAGGACGAGAAGGAGAAACGGAUCAUUCAACACCAAUGUCUCGUCGAGCGAGAGAUCGAGUUAUGUAGCAAGCUUGGCAGACAACCGACAGCCACUGACCUGCAGUCGCCAUUGAAGCAAAAUAAUCUGACCCAGUUGUCGGAUAAAAUUGCAGCUCUGCAAAAGCUACACGUAUAUUGGCUGAGAUUUUUCGAAUUCAUCUUCUUUAUAAAGCAGAUCUUAGGAUGA